This is a messenger RNA of Acanthosepion pharaonis, 513 nucleotides long. Lineage: Eukaryota; Metazoa; Mollusca; Cephalopoda; Sepiida; Sepiidae. The record is from the annotation of a GenBank genome assembly.
AUGAUUUUAUGGUUUGAAUUCUUCUUUUUCUUUUUCUUUUGUGGCUUCCUCUAUUCAACUCUUUUUUCUGAAUAUGCUUCUUCCUCACUUACCUUCGUACCAAUUUCUCCUUUUCCUCCAACUUUUCGCUAUUCUUUUUCUCCUCCUAUAAAUUUUUUCUUUCCUUCUUCUUCAACAUUAUCAUUCUAUUUUUUCUUCAUAUUUUCUUUCUUUAUAUCAUAUUUGCUUUCUCUUCUCUCCUGUAUUUUUCACCUCCUCCUCCUCCUACUACAACAACACAUUGUUCACUUUUUCCUUUUAUUUGUUUUCUAUAUCUCUUUGAUCUUUUUUUUAUUCUUCACUUUCUCUGUUCUUUUUCAUUAUUAUUUAUAUUUCUUUAUUCCUCCCAUAAUUUUCUUUUCUCUAUUUUCUUUUUCCUCCUACCCAAUUCAAACUUUUUACUUCCACUAUAUCAAUUUAUCAAAUUUUCUCUUUACCUCUCUUGCGCUCAAAUGUUUUUCAUUCCAUUCUUAA